GCCUGUCCGCACAGUCAGGUCCAGAGAGAGUGAAAAAGAGACACCUGAAGCAGCUGACUACUGCCGCCUCCAUAAGAGACAGCUCCAAACUGAGUGUGCCGACGGGAUAAUGCGUCUCUCAAAGGCCCUGAUUGACAUGGACAUGCCAGAUUACAGCGAAGCCUUAGACCCUGCGUAUACGACUCUGGAGUUUGAAAACAUGCAAGUGCUUGCAAUGGGCAGCGAUUCCUCACCCACCGAAAGUUCUAAUAUGAAUACCUCCAGUCUCCUGGGCACAGGCUCUUUGUGCGCCAUUUGUGGGGACCGCGCAACAGGAAAGCAUUAUGGUGCCUCCAGCUGUGACGGGUGCAAGGGCUUCUUUCGAAGGAGUGUAAGAAAAAACCACAUGUACUCCUGCAGGUUUAAUCGACAAUGUAUUGUGGACAAAGACAAGAGAAACCAAUGUCGGUAUUGUCGACUAAAGAAAUGCUUUCGGGCCGGAAUGAAAAAAGAAGCUGUUCAAAAUGAACGAGACAGAAUAAGCACCAGAAGAUCUAGUUAUGAAGACAGUGGUUUGCCAUCAAUCAACGUGCUUAUUCAGGCAGAAGUUCUGUCAAGACAGAUCUCUUCUCCGGUUCCAGUGCUAAAUGGAGACAUUCGAGCAAAGAAGAUCGCCAGCAUCAUUGAUGUCUGUGAAUCAAUGAAACAGCAGUUACUUGUCUUGGUAGAGUGGGCAAAAUACAUCCCUGCAUUUUGUGAACUGCCUUUAGAUGAUCAGGUGGCUUUAUUACGUGCUCAUGCUGGGGAACAUUUAUUGCUUGGUGCUACAAAGAGGUCUAUGAUGUUCAAGGAUAUUCUUUUAUUAGGAAAUGAUCACAUCAUUCCACGCAACUGCCCAGAGUUAGAAGUGGGCCGGGUGACAGUAAGAAUCCUUGAUGAAUUAGUGCUGCCAUUCCAAGAGCUACAGAUAGAUGAUAAUGAAUAUGCUUGCCUAAAAGCUAUUGUUUUCUUUGACCCAGAUGCCAAAGGUCUCAGUGACCCAGCGAAAAUCAAACGUAUGCGGUACCAAGUGCAAGUCAGCCUUGAGGACUAUAUCAAUGACCGGCAAUAUGAUUCACGGGGAAGGUUUGGGGAGCUUCUCCUUCUACUGCCAACUUUGCAGAGUAUUACUUGGCAGAUGAUUGAACAAAUUCAGUUUGUAAAGCUCUUCGGAAUGGCCAAAAUUGACAACUUGCUGCAAGAGAUGUUACUAGGAGGUAGGAGCAGCAGAUAUGAUGAACAGAGAAUUCUGGGCGAGUUCAAAUUUAAAACAAGUCAGGGUACAGCAAAUGAAGCUCCUCACACCCCACACACAUUGCAUCCUCAUCUGGUUCAAGAGCAUUUGAGCAGUAAUGUUAUAGUAACCAACACCAUGCCAGCCCAGAUUCAUAAUGGACAAAUAUCUACACCUGAAACUCCAUUGCCAUCUCCACCUACAGGAUCCAGCUCAGAUCAGUACAAAAUGACAGGGGUCAUUGCCACUGUACCGAAACAGUCCACAUCUAUUCCUCAUUCUGCCAUAACUAAACAAGAAGUGAUUUAACUACCAAACCGGACCUGGUGCUUGCAUAAACAUGGCAAAUAUAAUCAGUAUUUUUUAAAGUUAGACACAAAAGUUGUAUAAAUAAUUUAUGUGACAAGAGACAUUUUGUAAAAAUACUAAAGAAAAAAUAUUUAUCUGUUCCUACUGUAGAAUCAUAACUCAGGAGCUCACAUUGAUAGUAUGAAAUAAACUUUUUUUAUGAGACUUUAAAUUGUUAAAGCAAAAGCUUGAAUGGAUGUAAUUGGAAAAAAUAGAAAGUCUUAGAUUUCCAAGACUUUCAAAGGUAUGUUGUAUUAUAUCACUUUUCCUUGUAAAAGGGAAAGUAACACUUGUGAACGUAUUUCAAAUGAAAGCUCUUUUUAAAAAUUGUAAUGAUGUCAAGAAAAACUGCAAGUAAACCUGCUAUAAAGUUUAGUUUUUUUAUACUUCAUAUCAGCUUUAAUCCAACAGAUUCUAGAGUAUAAAGUAAUAUUAUACUUGUAUAAUGCAAAUCUGCCUUUUCCAUUUUGUUUGUGUUCAACUGUUAAUAACAACUGUCCAAUAUUGCCAUUAUCCAGAACAGCAAGUUUCUCGAAAGGGAGAAUACUUUUUAUAUUAUUAUUAUUAUUUUUUAAAUAAUCAUAAAUGCUUUCUUAUCUCAAGCAGUUUCAGUUCAUAUUGAAAACUUGCUAGAAUAAUUUUACCAAGUAGUAAAGUUUAAUAAACGCUAAUUAAACUCUUCUAAACGUACAAUAAAAAUGUAAUGAUUCAAAUUAUGUAAUAAAAGAACA
Molecule: messenger RNA, 2331 nt
Organism: Polypterus senegalus (gray bichir)
Lineage: Eukaryota; Metazoa; Chordata; Cladistia; Polypteriformes; Polypteridae
Gene: hnf4a
Product: hepatocyte nuclear factor 4, alpha
Exons: 10
Coding region: 110-1561 (483 amino acids)
Biological process (GO): positive regulation of transcription by RNA polymerase II; cell differentiation; anatomical structure development
Cellular component (GO): nucleus
Molecular function (GO): nuclear receptor activity; nuclear steroid receptor activity; zinc ion binding
Source: RefSeq, a predicted model, not a curated record